AUCUAUACAGGCAGUUCAUUGACUUGCCCCUCUUUCUUCCUCUUAUCAUCACCCCGGACGUCCCAUUCUUAUCAGUUCCUCCUCAAGGCCUCACCACCACUUUGUGUUAAAUAAAUAAUGGCAACAGUACCCGUUCCACCACCCCAGCCAUCGACGAACCGGUCACACAUGAAUCCUGUACCACCCUCCGUCUUCACCCUCCCUCAAACAGCGCAAUUGGAGGCUCUGUACACCAUCAUCAGGGACAAAGACACGUCCAGGGGCGAUUUCCUCUUCUACUCUGACAGGAUCAUCAGGCUGCUCGUCGAGGAAGGGUUGAACCAUUUGCCUGUCGUGAAACGCACUAUUACGACGCCGACGGGCACGACAUACGAAGGCGUUGGCUUUGAAGGCAAGAUAUGUGGAGUAUCCAUCCUACGGGCUGGCGAGGCUAUGGAAGCAGGUCUUCGGGAGGUUUGCAGGAGCGUUCGAAUCGGAAAGAUAUUGAUUCAGCGGGACGAGGAGACGGCGCUUCCUAAACUGUUCUACUCCAAGUUCCCUCAAGAUAUCGCUGCUCGUUACGUUCUCCUUCUAGACCCCAUGCUCGCGACAGGCGGUUCAGCAAUGAAGGCAGUCGAAGUUCUCAUCGAGCAUGGUGUUCCCGAGGAGCGGAUUAUUUUCAUCAAUCUUAUCGCCUCUCCCGAAGGCCUCCAAACAUUCUGCGGAAAAUAUCCCAAACUCAAAGUGAUUACGGGGUGGAUCGACCAGGGCUUGAAUGAGAAGGCGUAUAUUAUCCCAGGCCUAGGCGACUUUGGUGAAAGAAGGUAUUGCGAAUAGAGAAUUUGUCCUUGAUUACGUUCAUAGUUGUUGCUGCAAACAUUUUCACCUUUUCAUGAGUCCAUACUCAGUUCUCGU
This is a messenger RNA of Desarmillaria tabescens, 894 nucleotides long. Its product is annotated as armadillo/beta-catenin/plakoglobin. NCBI's taxonomy places the organism in Eukaryota, Fungi, Basidiomycota, Agaricomycetes, Agaricales, Physalacriaceae. Bases 118 to 816 code for a protein of 232 amino acids. Gene Ontology annotation, cellular component: cytoplasm. The transcript is spliced from 8 exons. The record is from RefSeq and is a predicted model, not a curated record.